Molecule: messenger RNA, 252 nt
Organism: Acytostelium subglobosum LB1
Lineage: Eukaryota; Evosea; Eumycetozoa; Acytosteliales; Acytosteliaceae
Exons: 1
Source: RefSeq, a predicted model, not a curated record
AUGUCUGAGGAGCUAACCCAGUUAAUAGUCACCAGAGUUAAGCAAGCAGGUGUCAAAUGCUUCUUCUGCGGUACUGAGUUGGAUAUCUGGGUCUUGGGCAAACACCUGCCCGUGUGCGCCAAACUGUGUUACAAUAUCAUCAUUGAUAUGUUCCAGACUAAAGAAUCACAGGAGGAGACUCACACGUUGAGGCUGCGUAUAGAGGAGUUAGAGGGAAUCAUCAAGUCAUUAUCGCAACAACAACAACAACAA